AAUGUUUUCCGCGGUUGUUACAAGAUUCGGCAACUCAUUGCUACGAAGUUAUCUGUUGGCGUUUUGUCGUGUUGUGAUUUCGUCCGUUUCAAUGGAGCAUACCAGUAUCAACUAUCCUGAGAUAUAUAAGGAUGAAUCUAGUAUAGAGGAAAAAUUUGGUGUUCAGAUUCAUGAUCCUUACAGAUGGCUGGAAGACCCGGAUUCUGUCCAGACAAAAGCUUUUGUAAAGGCACAAAAUCUGAUAACGGAACAGUUCCUGCGUAAGUGUCCAUACACUUCAAAAAUCAGAGAUAGAUUAACUGCUAUCUGGGACUACGAAAAAUACUCUUGUCCAUUGAAAUACGGCUCCUUUUACUACAUAUGGCAUAAUAGUGGUUUACAAAAUCAAAGUGUUCUUUACCAAAUGAAAAUGUUGUCAGGACCCACAAAAACGUUUUUAGAUCCUAACGAAAUUGAUCCAGAAGGCCUUACAUCUUUGAGAAACUACAGUUUUUCGGUGGAAGGAACUUACUGUUGUUAUGGUCUUAGUUUCGGUGGUUCUGAUUGGUGUGAACUUAAAUUUAAAACCUGCGAAUCGGGCGAAGAUCUGCCAGAUGUUUUGCAACAUGUCAAGUUCAGUUCAAUUUCGUGGACGAAGGAUGAGAGAGGUGUUUUUUACUGUAUGUACCCUCAACAUGAAGGUAAAGCAGAUGGUACUGAAACAACUACUAAUACUGAUCAGAAGCUCAUGUACCAUCGUCUGGGUACAUCACAGUCAGAUGAUAUCUUGUGCCUGGAACGACCGGAUCAGCCUACUUGGAAUAUUCAAGGAGAAGUGUCUGAUUGCGGGAGAUACUUACUGGUAACUUUGUAUGAUGGAUGUGAACCUAAUAACCAGCUUUUCUACUGUGAUCUCGAAAAUGUCGAUCUAAUUAUCAAAAAAAAACUUGACUUGAUCCCAAUCGUUGAUCGCUUUGAAGCUGUCUAUGAAUAUGUGACAAAUGAAGGUGAUUCAUUUGUAUUUCGCACCAACUUAGAUGCUCCGAUGUACAAGAUAAUCAAAAUCAGUCUUUCUAAUUGUGAUCGUCAACAUUGGGAAGAUCUUAUCCAUCACAAUGUGGAGUCACUCUUAGAAAGUGCAGUUUGUGUGAACGAGGAUAAAUUGAUCAUUUGUCAUCUAAAGGAUGUUAAGAGCUGCUUAUCCGUACACAAACUACUUACUGGGGAGAAGAUAUCGGAUAUUGAUAUUUCACUUGGGUAUGUCGCUAAUGUAACUGGACGCAAACCUGAUGAUGAAGCCUUCAUUCAUUUUACAUCGUUUCUCACUCCUGGAAUAAUUUACUCCUACGAUUUUUCCCACUCUCAUCCGAAGUUGGAGGUUAUCAGAGAGUCAAAGAUUCGGAAUGUAGACUUAGAUCAAUUUGAAGUGAAACAAGUAUUCUAUGAGAGUAAAGAUAAAACUGUAGUUCCUAUGUUUCUUGUUCUACCUAAAAAUUUCCAACAAAACAACUCGGCGCCGUGUCAACUUUACGGUUAUGGUGGAUUCAACAUAUCUGUGACUCCAUCGUUUUCGGUUGGACGAUUGUUUUUCCUGAUGCAUUUUGGUGGUGUAAUCGCAGUAGCCAACAUUCGUGGUGGAGGAGAAUAUGGAAAAUCUUGGCACGACGCUGGUCGACUGCAAAACAAACAAAACUCUUUCGAUGAUUUCCAAGCAGCAGCCGAAUACCUUCUUAAUCAUGGAUAUACUAACAACCAAAAGCGAGUUUCAUUUUUCUUCACUGUUUUUUUGUUUGUUUUUUUCACUUUCGCUUAUUAAUCAUAACGAAUUAAACAUAAACGUUAUAUUAGGUGUUUUAAUAAUAGGUCGGUGGUUGUUCAUAAACGCAAAUUUGCAUUUGGGUACAUCAAGUUCUUGUAAGGAAGUCAGAUGCGACAUCUGUUCUUAGACUUACGAGAAAUCAAGUCACUGACUGUUAUAUAAAAUGAUUCACAGGUUUUAUUCCAGAGACCAGUGAACGCAUCAAAGGACAGAGUUCGACUUUUAUGAUCAUAUUGUUUCCGCACUCAUCAGUCGCUUCUUAUAAUCAGCUUUAAACCUUGCUUUUUGUUCCUUAGUAAUUUGGAUAAAUAACACGUGAUUAUAGAUCUUUGCGGAUACAAUAAAGUUAGAAGUUGAGUUCGCUUUUAUCUGUUUUCUCGUGGAAAUUCUUUACGAGUAUUGAGUACGCUACAAAUAAAUAUUAACAGUAUGCAAAUAUUCGCCAGUGAACUUUUGAAAAACUUCCCGUUUGUUUGAUAACUUAGUUAAAGUCGUAGCUGUAAUUUCUUUUAAAAGGAAUGUGUUUCCCAUAUUCUGUACACAAUAUCGAUUUAUUUUGGUUUUAUGAAGUCCAUGUUUUGGUACUUACAAUACCGUCCAAAUCACAGUUUUAGUUGUUUAGUUUGUUUUUAUAGUCACCAAUUUUUUUUUCAAAAAACGACCAACUAAUCUUCAAACUUUUAGACUGUACAUUCAAGGAGGUAGUAAUGGUGGACUUCUAGUUUGUGCCUGUUGCAAUCAACGACCUGAUUUAUUUAAAGCUGCUAUUGCUCAAGUUCCAGUAUGCGACCUUAUUAGAUUCCACAAAUUUACCAUUGGACACGCGUGGAAAAGUGACUAUGGAGAUCCUGAUAAUAAAAAGGAUUUCUCAAACUUGAUGCGCAUUUCUCCACUCCAUAAUGUCAAUAUUCCAUCUAAUCCAGAUGUUCAAUAUCCAGCAUUAUUGAUUUUAACUGCAGAUCAUGAUGAUCGUGUUGUUCCGUUACACUCAUUUAAGUUUAUUGCUACUUUACAAGAAAAACUAUGCCACAACUGUCGCCAAACAAACCCUAUUCUGAUUCGAAUUGAGCAAAAGGCUGGACAUGGACAAGGCAAACCAACAUCAAAAUCAAUCAACGAGGUAGUAGAUAUAUACUCCUUCUUACAAACUGCAAUGUCACUCACAUGGAAGGAAUAAUAUGGAUUGUUAUUGCAAUUACUGAUCUUUGAAUUUUUGGCAUCUAAUAAUCUCGUUGCUGUUGUCAAUAUCUCUAGGUUAAUUUUACUAACUGCCCCCGAUUUGAUUUGUGUUAAGAUCGUCUGUGGUGCUUUGUUUAUUUAUUAACAUUUUUGGCUUUCAUAUCUAGUUCGUUUAACUAAACCGAACUUAUACAUUUGUUAUGACGUAAUAAAAAAUAUUUAAUGAUAUUACC
Molecule: messenger RNA, 3210 nt
Organism: Schistosoma spindalis
Lineage: Eukaryota; Metazoa; Platyhelminthes; Trematoda; Strigeidida; Schistosomatidae
Source: the annotation of a GenBank genome assembly